Messenger RNA from Cylicocyclus nassatus, 600 nucleotides. The record is from the annotation of a GenBank genome assembly. NCBI's taxonomy places the organism in Eukaryota, Metazoa, Nematoda, Chromadorea, Rhabditida, Strongylidae.
AUGGUAGUUGGGGAACCUACAACUAGGAUGACCAACUCAAAGGGUCUCAGGCGCGGAACGCGCUACAUGUUCGCCCGUGAUUUCCGUAAGCACGGAAUCGAGCAUUUGUCGACCUACUAUCGCAUCUAUAAACGCGGAGAUAUCGUUGACAUCAAGGCUAAUGGAGCUUUCCAAAAGGGUAUGCCGUUCAAGGCUUACCACGGAAAGACUGGAACUGUUUUUAACAUCACGAAGAGCUCCGUUGGAGUCAUUGUCAACAAGCGUGUACGAGGACGAAUCGUCCCCAAGCGCAUCAACAUCCGAGUGGAACAUGUUAAACCCUCCACCUGCAGACAAGACUUCUUAAACCGCGUGAAGGCUAACGAAGAGAAGAAAAAAGCAGCCAAAGCAGCCGGACAACCUAUCCCACUCCUUAAGCGCUUACCUGUUGGACCUCGUGAAGCACAUGUUGUCAGCACCAAGAACAAUGAGCCAGAACUCCUCGCUCCUCUGCGAUACGAGAUCGUUGCUUAAGUUGUUUGUUGUUUAUAAAUUGUUAUCAUUUCUAUAUUUAUGAAGCAUAUCACGGAAUACAAGAUUGUCGUGUGACAGUUACAGAGU